AUGCGCAAAACAAUGAAGAAUGCCCCCAUUAACCAGGCCCCCUUUCUUUCGGGCUCCAGAUCAUCCAAUACAUCCAUCAUCACCAUCUCCGUCGGCCCCGAGCAGCGUCUCUUCGCCGCUCACGAGGACGUCCUCUGCACAUCGCCCUUCUUCGCAGCCGCCUGCUGCCGCGCCCAGUCGCCCGGCUCCCCGCACAAGCGCAUCACCCUCGCAGACGAACAGCCCGAGAUCCUCUCCUGCAUCCUCGAAUACCUCUACAAGGGCGACUACACACCCCGCGCCGUCUACAACAAACAUCGCGAAACCUGGGAACUCGAGAACAUCGGCUUCGACGGGGACGGGCAGACAACCGGCGCGACCAUCUUCCACCCGCCAACCGGCGCAGUGAUCUUGAGAGAUACCGCCAUAUACUGCGCAGCCCAGAAAUACGGCCUCGAGCCCCUGAAGCGCCUCGCGCUGCGCAAACAGGGCCUGCACUCGGGUAUCCAGUGCAGCACGAUCCUCACGAGCGCGCGCUACGCCUACGCCAACACCCCGGAUACCGAGUCGAAGCUGCGCGCGCACUACCUGGCGCUGAUCAUUCGGAGCCGCGGGACGUUUAAGCGCAGCGGGACAAUGCAGAUGGAGAUGGAGAAGGGGGGCAAGUUGUUCUUUGAUUUGUUUGUGGCGAUGUGUAAUCAUAUGGAUGACCUUGCGUCCGCUGGGAAAUCUUCUCUUGGCUAA
Aspergillus clavatus NRRL 1 is the source of this 723-nucleotide messenger RNA. RefSeq names its product BTB/POZ domain-containing protein. The transcript is spliced from 3 exons. Gene Ontology annotation, molecular function: protein binding. Lineage: Eukaryota; Fungi; Ascomycota; Eurotiomycetes; Eurotiales; Aspergillaceae. The record is from RefSeq and is a predicted model, not a curated record. The coding region runs from base 1 to 723 and encodes 240 amino acids.